AGCCACGAUUGUUAUACAUUCAAAGCAAUGAAAUAUGUGAACGCUACACGGAUGAACUGAGUGGCGUUGCUGAUAGGUACCUUUAAAUGCCGGUUUGAAUCAUUUUAAGUGCAAUUUAAAAUUAGGAAAGUAAUUUGAUCUAAAAAUCAUGUAUUUAGCUGUUCUGCUUAUUUGUCAAGUAUUUCUAAGUUUUGCAUCGGCUUUUUAUGAAAACAAUAAGGACAUUACAGAACUAAAUCCAUCUACUUUCAAUUCCCAAGUUAUUGAAAGCGAUGAGAUAUGGAUUGUCGAAUUUUAUGCUCCAUGGUGUGGUCAUUGUCAAGCCUUGGUGUCAGAAUAUACGAAAAUGGCAUCAGCACUCAAGGGUUUAAUAAAAGUUGGGGCAGUUAAUGCUGACCAAUAUCAGCCUCUUGGACAAAAAUAUGAAAUUCGAGGUUUUCCUACGAUAAAAAUAUUCGGCACCAACAAAAACAGGCCGAGAGAUUACACUGGUCCUAGAACGGCUCAAGGAAUGGUAGAUGAAGUAUUCCGGGAGUUGAAGAAUCAAGUGGAAGCAAAAUUAAGUGGUAAAAAAAGUAGCAGCAAAAGUGAUGACAGAAAGUCCCGAAAAGAAGGAGACCCAAAAGAUGUAAUUGAGUUAACAGACUCCAACUUUCAAGAGACUGUUUUGGACAGUAAUGAAAUGUGGCUUGUUGAAUUUUAUGCUCCAUGGUGUGGACAUUGUCAGAGACUGGCUCCUCACUGGGCUGAAGCAGCUACAGAAUUAAAAGGAAAGGUGAAACUGGGAGCACUGGAUGCUACAGUUCAUACAAUAAUGGCAAGGAAAUAUGAUAUUAAAGGCUUUCCCACAAUUAAAUACUUCCCUCAAGGUAGCAAAGAUGGUACUGCUGAAGAGUAUGAUGGUGGAAGAACAGCUCAAGAUAUAAUUAACUGGGCACUGGAAAAACAUGCAGAGUUCACACCUCCUCCUGAAGUAGUGCAGGUAACUGAUGCUUCAGUCCUGAAAGAUGCUUGUGAGAAUCAUCCCUUGUGUGUCAUUAGUAUAUUGCCUCACAUAUUAGAUUGUCAAUCUGCAUGCAGAAAUGAAUACAUUGAUAUUUUAAAGAAGGUUGGUAAUCGUUAUAGGAAAAAUUUGUGGGGAUGGGUUUGGGCAGAAGCUUUAGCCCAACCACAGUUAGAAGAUGCUUUGGGUAUUGGAGGUUUUGGUUAUCCGGCUAUGGCUGUGUUGAAUGCCAGGAAGAUGAAAUUUUCUAUUCUCAGAGGACCUUUCAGUUAUGAUGGAAUAUCAGAAUUCAUCAGAACUGUUUCAGUAGGAAGAGGUAGCAGUUCACCUAUUAAAGGUGCUAAACUUCCAGAAAUUUUAGAAACAGAGGCAUGGGACGGUAAAGAUGGAGAGUUGCCAGUUGAAGAGGAUAUUGAUCUUAGUGAUGUUGAUCUUCCAGAAGAUGAAACCACCAGAGAGAAAACAGAAUUAUGAAAUAAAACUAGGUUGUUUCAAAUUAGACUAUGCUACAUCUUGUAUAAAGUUCUUCAUUAAUACAUUUCUCAUAAUGCUGCCAUAAUACUGUCAUCAGGUUCUCAAAUACUGAAUUAUGUUUAACCUCAAAGAAUAUACCUUAUUUUAAUUGUACAGAUUCAGCCGAUGCUUUUAAAGGACUUAAUAAAACUUCAGAAUUGUUUUUUUGAAUUUCAAUCAAAAAA
Stegodyphus dumicola is the source of this 1701-nucleotide messenger RNA. It is a transcript of the gene CaBP1, whose product is annotated as Protein disulfide-isomerase A6 homolog CaBP1. NCBI's taxonomy places the organism in Eukaryota, Metazoa, Arthropoda, Arachnida, Araneae, Eresidae. Gene Ontology annotation, cellular component: endoplasmic reticulum lumen. Gene Ontology annotation, molecular function: protein disulfide isomerase activity; protein-disulfide reductase activity. The record is from RefSeq and is a predicted model, not a curated record. Gene Ontology annotation, biological process: response to endoplasmic reticulum stress.